AUGAGUGGAAACAACCAAGAAGGAGGAAGAAGAAAUUAUACCUACGUUGUAAACUUUGUUCUUCGCCAAAAUAUAUCAGAAAUGGUGAGAAAGGGAGCCACUCCAACCGUUGGAAAGAGAAUCAAGGGUGAAAAGAAGACCAGACAAAUCACCUACAAGUUCCACAUUGAUGCCCGUGUUCCAGUUCAAGAUGGUAUCAUGGAUUUGGAUCACUUCGAGAAAUACUUCAGAGAAAAGUUCAAAGUCGACGGAAAGGCUGGUAACUUGAAGGAAAAGGUCAGAUUCCACAAGAAAUUGAACAGACUUUAUGUUUUCACUGAAGUUAAGACAUCAAAGAGAUACUUGAAGUACCUCACCAAGAAAUACCUCAAGAAGAACAACUUGAGAGAUUGGUUGCACGUUGUUUCAAAGCAAAACCAAAGAGCUUAUGAAUUGAGAUACUACAACAUUGCAGGUGAACAAGAAGAAGCUGCUGAACAACAAGAAGAAGAAGAAACCAAGCAAUAA
Naegleria lovaniensis is the source of this 507-nucleotide messenger RNA. RefSeq lists its product as uncharacterized. The record is from RefSeq and is a predicted model, not a curated record. Lineage: Eukaryota; Heterolobosea; Eutetramitea; Acrasida; Naegleriidae. The transcript has 3 exons. Gene Ontology annotation, cellular component: ribosome. Gene Ontology annotation, molecular function: RNA binding; structural constituent of ribosome. Gene Ontology annotation, biological process: cytoplasmic translation. The coding region runs from base 1 to 507 and encodes 168 amino acids.